CAGGGGAGGGAACUUCGAAUGAAACUCUGCUCUGUCGCAGCCGCGGCUCCAGUAUAAUCAGAUUCGGGUACGAAAAGAGAGCGGGAGAAAGGGAAAAUGGCGGAGUGCACAAGUGAAGUGGAGCCGCUGUGUCCCGAGUCUCUGAAGUUAUACGAGGCCCAGUUCUUUGGAUUUACCCCACAGACAUGCAUGCUGAGAGUGUACAGUGCCUUCCAGGACUCAUUGUACGACAUUUUGGCCACAGUUGAGGCCGUUUUUGUGAAGAAACUAGGCGGGCCAGAUCCACGACCGGAGUUGUGUCAGCAAGCGAGGGAAUACACCGAAAAUUUACUAAAAUACCUACAGGAGCGCAUCCAGCGUCUCUCCAGCCGUAUGGAGACGCUGCUUGUAAACAACGUCCUGUUUGUUCCCCGUAACGUGCUGCUUCCCGAGGACCAACCACACAAGAAGUACCCCCAAGGCGUGGAGCAGUUGCUGAAGUUGGAGACUGAGUUGGCAGAGCUGCAGCAAUCCUACCAGGCGGAGGUGUGCGCCAAGCACGCAUUGCUGGCAGAACUAGAGGAGCAAAGAGCGGUUCAAGAACAACUUGACGGCUUGCUGAAGUGGAUCGGUGAGCUGCGAUUCACCUGGAUGCAGGGCGGCAUGGGUAGCGUGCAAGACAGCUUCGCCUUCAUGACGCAGACUGUCAGGAGUUUGCAGGACAUUAUGAAAGAAAUUGCCAGAAAAACCAACGGACUGGAGUAGCUGUGAUCUUUCACGUUGAAUAACCUAGUGGGAAAUCUGUCUUAUCUUUUGUGAAUAUAUGCACUAACUUCACAUGUAACCCUGCACAGUAAUGUGUCAAUAAAUGUUAAAAAUAUA
Molecule: messenger RNA, 861 nt
Organism: Conger conger (European conger)
Lineage: Eukaryota; Metazoa; Chordata; Actinopteri; Anguilliformes; Congridae
Gene: mis12
Product: MIS12 kinetochore complex component
Exons: 2
Coding region: 97-744 (215 amino acids)
Biological process (GO): mitotic cell cycle; protein localization to kinetochore; kinetochore assembly
Cellular component (GO): chromosome, centromeric region; nucleus
Source: RefSeq, a predicted model, not a curated record